AUGAUGUUGAGAGUGCUAUUCAGAGCCUCGAAGUCUUCACAAACAAACAGUAAGCUCUGCUCCGUCCACAUGGAUCCCAAAGCUGAGCUGAAGCUGUACAGACCCCCGGCAGAGGUGAGGGGAAUGACCGUUCUGAACAGAGAAGCUUUCACACAGAGUAUCACCGUCCCGGCUCUACGGGUGUCGCUCAAAGUGCUAAACAAAGUGGUGAAGAGCCUGAAGAGCGUGAUGAUCCAGCGGCCUGGUCUGACCCGCGUUGUUCCUGACGAGGGCAGCAGUGACAGCCGCCUGGUUCUGUUGGAUCCGCAGAAAGUGACCAGUGCCAGCAGCUUCAGUGGACCGGAGGAGGAGGCUCUCAGGGCCUUCUCUGUGGCCCAGGAGCUGCAGGACUAUGAGCUGACUCUGGGCUAUGAGAACCUGAAAAGUGAGGAGGUGUUGGAGGCCGUGCUGCCGCCGGGACAGGACGUGACCUCCGGCUUCAGCAGAGUGGGUCACAUCGCUCACAUGAACCUCAGGGACCACCAGCUGCCCUACAGGAACCUCAUUGGUCAAGUCAUUAUAGAUAAAAACCCUGGGGUGACCUGUGUGGUGAACAAAACAAACAGCAUAGAUUCCACCUACAGAAACUUCAAGAUGGAGGUGAUGGCUGGAGAGGAGAACAUGGUGGCAAAGGUGAAGGAGAACGGCGCCGCGUACGAGUUCGACUUCUCCCGUGUUUACUGGAACCCGCGGCUGAGCACGGAGCACCAGCGCAUCGUGCAGCAGGUGGCGUGCAAAGACACCGUGUUUGACGUGUUCGCAGGAGUCGGACCCUUCGCCGUUCCUGCCGCUCGCUGUGGGGCCACGGUUUACGCCAACGAUCUGAACCCCGAGUCUUUCCGAUGGCUGCAACACAACUGCAAACUCAACAAAGUGGAAACCAGAGUGAGAACAUUUAACAUGGACGGCCGAGCCUUCAUCCGGGGCGCCGUGCGAGACGAGCUGCCCGCUCUGCUGAGGCACAAGGCCGCGGUGCACGUGGUCAUGAACCUCCCGGCUCUCGCCAUUGACUUUUUAGACGCUUUCCGAGGUCUGCUGCAGGACGAGCCUCCUCCAGACGCAUCGCUGCCCACCGUGCACUGCUACGGCUUCUCGAAAGAGGAGGAUGCGGCCCGGGACGUCACGCAGAGAGCUUCGGACGCCGUGGGAGUCUCGCUGGAAAACCGGAGCGCCGUGCAUUUCGUGCGGAACGUGGCACCGAACAAAGACAUGCUGUGUGUGAGCUUCAGGGUUCCCAGAGAGGUCCUGUGCAGCAGCGAGUCCACAGCCGCAGAGUCUGCAGACGAACCGGCCUCAAAGCGCCAGAAAUGUGAAGAUGCUGCUCAGACGACGUGA
Knipowitschia caucasica is the source of this 1374-nucleotide messenger RNA. Lineage: Eukaryota; Metazoa; Chordata; Actinopteri; Gobiiformes; Gobiidae. The record is from the annotation of a GenBank genome assembly.